CGAGGCUGGGUUGCUGCACCGAGAAGAAAGUUUCAGCCUAACUUCGGGCGGCGGCUGAGGCGGUGCCGGGGAGCGGCCGACUCGCGAGUUGGGGCGCAGCCGAGGCAUUCAAACUCGAGCUUCGGAACGUAGCGCGGGGCCGUGAGCCGAAGCACGCAGCGGAGGAGAGGAGAGAGCGGGGGCCCCCUGGUCGGGACCCCCUCCUCAUGUGGAUCUGCUCCGGCGGCGGCUGCGCUGGAGGAGGCGACCGGGAAGAUGCCCGCCCUGCGCCCCGCGCCGCUGUGGGCGCUGCUGGCGCUGUGGCUGUGCCGCGCGGCCCCCGCUCGUGCACUUCAGUGUCGAGAUGACCAGGAGCCCUGUGUAAAUAAAGGAAUUUGUAUUACCUACCACAAUGGCACUGGAUACUGCAAAUGUCCAGAAGGCUUCUUGGGAGAAUAUUGUCAACAUCGAGACCCCUGUGAGACAAACCGAUGCCAAAAUGGUGGGACCUGUGUGGCCCAGGCCAUGUUGGGGAAAGCCACCUGCCAAUGUGCCCCAGGGUACACAGGGGAAGACUGCCAGUACUCAACCUCUCACCCCUGCUUUGUGUCUCGCCCCUGCCUGAAUGGGGGCACCUGCCACAUGCUCAGCCGGGAUACCUAUGAAUGUACCUGCCAAGUGGGUUUUACAGGGAAGCUGUGCCAGUGGACUGAUGCCUGCCUGUCUCACCCGUGUGCAAACGGAAGUACCUGUACCACUGUGGCCAACCAGUUCUCCUGCAAGUGCCCUGCAGGCUUCACAGGGCAGAAGUGUGAGGCUGAUGUCAAUGAGUGUGACAUCCCAGGACAGUGCCAGCAUGGUGGCACCUGCCUCAACCUGCCUGGCUCUUACCAGUGCCAGUGUCCCCAGGGCUUCACUGGCCAGCACUGUGACAGCCCCUACAUGCCCUGUGCACCCUCCCCUUGUGGCAAUGGAGGCACCUGCCGGCAGACUGGUGACUUUACUUUUGAAUGCAACUGCCUUCCAGGCUUUGAAGGCAGCACCUGUGAGCGGAACAUUGACGACUGCCCUAACCACCGGUGUCAAAAUGGAGGGGUUUGUGUGGAUGGGGUCAACACUUACAACUGCCGCUGCCCCCCUCAGUGGACAGGGCAGUUCUGCACAGAGGAUGUAGAUGAGUGCCUACUGCAACCCAAUGCCUGUCAGAAUGGAGGAACCUGUACCAACAGCAAUGGGGGCUAUGGCUGUGUGUGUGUGAAUGGCUGGAGUGGUGAUGACUGCAGUGAGAACAUUGAUGACUGCGCCUUUGCCUCCUGCACGGCAGGCUCCACCUGCAUCGACCGUGUAGCCUCCUUCUCUUGCAUGUGCCCAGAAGGAAAGGCAGGUCUCCUGUGUCAUCUGGAUGAUGCCUGCAUCAGCAAUCCUUGCCACAAGGGUGCGCUGUGUGACACCAACCCCCUGAAUGGGCAGUACAUCUGCACUUGCCCACAGGGCUACAAGGGGGCAGACUGCACAGAAGAUGUGGACGAAUGCGCCAUGGCCAACAGCAAUCCUUGUGAGCAUGCAGGAAAGUGUGUGAACACAGAUGGAGCCUUCCACUGUGAGUGCCUCAAGGGCUAUGCAGGGCCUCGCUGUGAGAUGGACAUCAAUGAGUGUCGCUCGGACCCCUGUCAGAACGAUGCCACCUGCCUGGAUAAGAUCGGGGGCUUCACUUGUCUGUGCAUGCCAGGCUUCAAAGGUGUGCAUUGUGAACUGGAGAUAAACGAAUGCCAGAGCAACCCUUGUGUGAACAACGGGCAGUGUGUGGACAAAGUCAAUCGCUUCCAGUGUCUGUGUCCCCCUGGUUUCACAGGCCCAGUGUGCCAGAUUGACAUUGAUGAUUGUUCCAGUACUCCAUGCCUGAAUGGGGCCAAGUGCAUUGAUCACCCGAAUGGCUAUGAGUGCCAGUGUGCCACAGGUUUUACUGGUAUGUUGUGUGAGGAGAAUGUUGACAACUGUGACCCUGACCCUUGCCACCAUGGCCAGUGCCAGGAUGGGAUUGAUUCAUACACCUGCCUGUGUAACCCCGGAUACAUGGGGGCCAUCUGUAGUGACCAGAUCGACGAGUGUUACAGCAGCCCCUGCUUGAACGAAGGACGCUGCAUCGAUCUGGUGAAUGGCUACCAGUGCAACUGCCAGCCGGGCACGUCAGGGGUUAAUUGUGAAAUCAACUUUGAUGACUGUGCUAGCAACCCUUGUGUUCAAGGCUCCUGUGUGGAUGGCAUCAAUCGCUACAGUUGUGUCUGCUCACCAGGGUUCACAGGGCAAAGAUGCAAUAUUGACAUCGAUGAGUGUGCCUCCAAUCCCUGUCGCAAGGGUGCAACCUGCAUCAAUGAUGUGAAUGGUUUCCGCUGCAUGUGUCCGGAGGGACCCCAUCACCCCAGUUGCUACUCCCGGGUGAAUGAGUGCUUGAGCAGCCCUUGUAUCCAUGGCAACUGCACUGGGGGCCUCAGUGGGUACAAGUGCCUCUGUGAUGCAGGCUGGGUUGGCACCAACUGUGAAGUUGACAGAAAUGAAUGUCUCUCUAACCCAUGCCAGAAUGGGGGGACGUGUGACAAUCUGGUGAAUGGAUACAGGUGUACUUGCAAAAAGGGCUUCAAAGGCUACAACUGCCAGGUGAAUAUUGAUGAAUGUGCCUCCAAUCCCUGUCUCAACCAAGGAACCUGCUUUGAUGACAUCAGUGGCUAUACUUGCCACUGUGUGCUGCCCUACACAGGCAAGAACUGUCAGACUGUGUUGGCUCCCUGUUCUCCAAACCCUUGUGAGAAUGCUGCCAUUUGUAAAGAGGCACCAAAUUUUGAGAGUUACACCUGCUUGUGUGCUCCUGGAUGGCGAGGUCAGAGGUGUACCAUUGACAUUGACGAAUGUGUGUCCAAGCCCUGCAUGAAUCAAGGCCUCUGCCACAACACCCAGGGCAGCUACAUGUGUGAGUGUCCGCCAGGCUUCAGUGGGAUGGACUGUGAGGAGGACAUCGAUGACUGCCUGGCCAAUCCUUGCCAGAAUGGAGGCUCCUGUGUUGAUGGAGUGAACACCUUCUCCUGCCUCUGCCUUCCUGGGUUCACGGGGGAAAAGUGCCAGGCAGAUAUGAAUGAGUGUCUGAGCGAACCCUGCAAGAAUGGUGGUACCUGCUCUGACUAUGUCAACAGCUACACCUGCAAGUGCCAGACAGGGUUUGAUGGUGUGCACUGUGAGAACAACAUCGACGAGUGCACAGAAAGCUCCUGUUUCAAUGGUGGCACAUGUAUAGAUGGAAUCAACUCCUUUUCCUGCUUGUGCCCCGUGGGUUUCACGGGUCCCUUCUGCCUCCAUGAGAUCAAUGAGUGCAACUCUCAUCCAUGCCUGAAUGAGGGAACCUGUGUUGAUGGCCUGGGUACCUACCGUUGUACCUGCCCCUUGGGCUACACUGGAAAAAAUUGUCAGUGUGUUCCAGGCUAUCAGGGUGUGAACUGCGAGUAUGAAGUUGAUGAGUGCCAGAACCAGCCAUGCCAGAAUGGAGGCACCUGUGUUGACCUUGUGAACCAUUUCAAGUGCUCCUGCCCACCAGGCACUCGGGGCCUACUUUGUGAAGAGAACAUUGAUGACUGUGCUGGGGGUCCCCAUUGCCUUAAUGGGGGUCAGUGUGUGGACAGGAUUGGGGGCUACAGUUGUCUCUGCCUGCCUGGCUUUGCUGGGGAGCGGUGUGAGGGGGACAUCAACGAGUGCCUCUCCAGCCCCUGCAACUCUGAGGGCAGCCUGGACUGCAUACAGCUUACCAAUGACUACCAGUGUGUCUGCCGAAGUGCCUUCACUGGCCGUCAAUGUGAAACCUUCAUGGAUGUGUGUCCCCAGAUGCCUUGCCUGAAUGGAGGGACAUGCGCUGUGGCCAGAAACAUGCCUGAUGGCUUCAUUUGUCUUUGUCCCCCAGGAUUCUCCGGGGCAAAAUGCCAGAGCAGCUGUGGACAGGUAAAGUGCAAGAGAGGAGAACACUGUGUUCAUACUGCCUCGGGACCCCGCUGCUUCUGCCCCAACCCUCAGAACUGCGAGUCAGGUUGUGCCAGCAACCCCUGCCAGCAUGGGGGAAGCUGCCACCCUCAGCGCCACUCACCUUACUACUCGUGCCACUGCCCUCCGCCCUUCCGGGGCAGCCAGUGUGAGCUGUACACCAUCCCCACCAGCACCCCUGCUGCCACCUGUCUGAGUCAGUACUGCGUUGACAAAGCUCGGGAUGGGGUCUGCGAUGAGGCCUGCAACAGCCAUGCCUGCCAGUGGGAUGGGGGCGACUGCUCCCUUACCAUGGAGAACCCCUGGGCCAACUGCACUGCGCCCAUUCCCUGCUGGGAUUACAUCAACAACCAGUGUGAUGAACUGUGCAACACCGCCGAGUGCCUGUUUGACAACUUCGAAUGUCAGGUCAACAGCAAGACGUGCAAGUAUGACAAGUACUGUGCAGACCACUUCAAAGACAACCACUGUGACCAGGGCUGCAACAGCGAGGAGUGUGGCUGGGACGGGCUGGACUGUGCUGCUGACCGGCCCGAGAACCUGGCAGAGGGCACUCUUGUCAUUGUGGUGCUGCUUCCCCCUGAGCAGCUACUCCAGGACUCUCGCAGCUUCCUGCGGGCCCUAGGCACCCUGCUCCACACCAACCUUCGCAUUAAGCGGGACUCACAGGGGGGCCUCAUGGUGUACCCGUAUUACGGUGAGAAGCCAGCUGCUAUGAAGAAGCAGAAGAUGGCACGAAGGUCUCUUCCUGAUGAACAAGAUCAGGAAGUAGCUGGCUCUAAGGUGUUUCUGGAAAUUGACAACCGCCAGUGUGUCCAAGAUUCAGACCAAUGCUUCAAGAACACGGAUGCUGCAGCAGCUCUGCUGGCUUCUCACGCAAUCCAGGGGACUCUGUCAUACCCUCUGGUGUCUGUUGUCAGUGAAUCCAUACCUCCACAUCGCACCCAGCUUCUCUAUCUACUUGCUGUUGCUAUUGUGAUCAUCUUGUUUAUUAUCCUGCUGGGGGUCAUCAUGGCAAAACGGAAGCGGAAACAUGGCUUCCUCUGGCUACCAGAAGGUUUCACCCUUCGUCGAGACUCCAGCAAUCACAAGCGUCGCGAGCCAGUGGGACAAGAUGCCGUGGGGCUUAAAAAUCUCAAAGUACAAGUCUCAGAGGCCAAUUUAAUUGGUUCUGGAACAAGCGAACAUUGGGUAGAUGAUGAAGGACCCCAGCCAAAGAAAGCGAAGCCUGAAGAUGAGGCUUUGCUCUCAGAAGAAGAUGAUCCCAUUGAUCGACGCCCAUGGACACAGCAACACCUGGAAGCUGCUGACAUCCGUCGGACCCCAUCACUGGCUCUUACUCCUCCGCAGGCAGAGCGGGAGGUGGAUGUGUUGGACGUGAAUGUCCGGGGCCCAGAUGGGUGCACCCCGCUGAUGCUGGCUUCUCUCCGGGGAGGCAGCUCAGAUAUGAGUGAUGAAGAUGAAGAUGCAGAGGACUCCUCUGCCAACAUCAUUACCGACUUGGUCUACCAGGGUGCCAGCCUCCAGGCCCAGACAGACCGGACCGGUGAGAUGGCCCUGCACCUUGCAGCCCGCUACUCGAGAGCUGAUGCAGCUAAGCGCCUCCUGGAUGCAGGAGCUGAUGCCAAUGCCCAGGACAAUAUGGGCCGCUGCCCCCUCCAUGCUGCAGUGGCUGCAGAUGCCCAGGGAGUCUUCCAGAUUCUAAUCCGCAAUCGAGUCACUGAUCUAGAUGCCAGAAUGAACGAUGGCACUACACCCCUGAUCCUGGCUGCCCGACUGGCUGUGGAGGGAAUGGUGGCAGAGCUCAUCAACUGCCAAGCAGAUGUGAAUGCUGUGGAUGACCACGGAAAGUCUGCUCUUCACUGGGCUGCUGCUGUCAAUAACGUGGAGGCGACUCUUCUGCUGUUGAAAAAUGGGGCCAACCGAGACAUGCAGGACAACAAGGAAGAGACACCACUGUUUCUUGCUGCCCGAGAGGGGAGCUAUGAAGCAGCCAAGAUCCUGCUAGACCAUUUUGCCAACCGUGACAUCACAGACCACAUGGACCGCCUCCCCAGGGAUGUUGCUCGCGACCGCAUGCACCAUGACAUCGUGCGCCUCCUGGAUGAGUACAACGUGACCCCCAGCCCCCCGGGGGCGGUGCUGACUUCUGCCCUCUCCCCUGUCAUCUGUGGGCCCAAUAGGGCCUUCCUCAGUCUGAAGCAUACCCCCAUGGGCAAGAAGCCCAGACGGCCCAACACCAAAAGCGCCGUGCCCACCAGCCUCCCCAACCUGGCCAAGGAGACCAAAGGUGCCAAGGGGAAUAGGCGCAAGAAGUCUCUGAGUGAGAAGGUGCAGCUGUCCGAGAGCUCGGUGACAUUAUCCCCAGUGGACUCCUUGGAGUCUCCUCAUACCUAUGUGUCCGACACCACCUCCUCUCCCAUGCUUACAUCCCCAGGGCUCCUGCAGGCCUCCCCCAACCCGCUGCUGGCCCCGCCGGCUGCCCCAGCCCGUACUCAGCAUGCGCUCUCCUUCUCUAACCUCCAUGACAUGCAGCCCAUGGCCACUGGGGCCGGCACCGUGCUUCCCUCGGUCAGCCAGCUGCUGGCCCACCACCACAUCGUCCCCCCCGGAAGUGGCAGUGCGGGCGGCCUGGGCCGGCUGCAUUCAGUCGCCGUCCCGGCGGACUGGAUGAACCGCAUGGAGACGAGUGAGACCCAGUACAAUGAGAUGUUUGGCAUGGUCUUGGCUCCAGGUGAGGGCAGCCAUCCUGGCAUUGUGCCCCAGAGCAGGCCACCGGAAGGCAAGCCCGGCCCCCCACGGGAGACCUUGCCCCCCAUUGUGACUUUCCAGCUCAUUCCCAAAGGCAGCCUUGCCCAGCCAGCUGGGGUUCCUCCACCCCCGACUACCUGCCCUCCAUCUGUGCCAGGGCCCUUGCCUGCCAUGUACCAGAUCCCAGAGAUGGCCCGGUUGCCCAGUGUGGCCUUCCCCACCACCAUGAUGCCCCAGCAGGACGGGCAGGUAGCUCAAACCAUUCUCCCUGCCUACCAUCCUUUCCCAGCCUCUGUGGGCAAGUACCCCACGCCCCCUUCCCAGCACAGCUACGCCUCCUCCAGUGCUGCUGAGCGAACCCCCAGCCACAGCGGCCCCCUGCAGGGGGAGCACCCCUACCUGACCCCAUCCCCAGAGUCUCCUGACCAGUGGUCAAGCUCAUCACCCCACUCUGCCUCCGACUGGUCAGACGUGACCACCAGCCCUACCCCCAGUGGAGCUGCAGGCGUGCAGCGUGGAACUGGGGCACACAUGGCGGAGCCACCACACAGCAAGAUGCAGGUGUACGCGUGAAGAGAAAGCCUCCAGCACAGUCAAAAGUGCUUCUCGUCAAUGCUGCUGAGGAACAAAUGAAGGUCAUUGGAAAGAAAAUGAAGAAAUCUCAGUAACCAGCUUUGGGAGGCAAGAGAGGGAAGAUGCUCAUGGCUUGCGGUCUCCGCUUGGCUGAGUCUUGGCAGGGCUGGUGGGCAGGACCUAGCUCCUCAGGCCCUGGACAUGCAGUGAGCACGAGCGUGGGCCAUGUUACUCUCUUGUCCUAGAACAAGAUGGAUGCCUUUUGAAGCUCUGAUGUGCUUGCAGCUUGAACUGCAUUUCAAACCCUGGGGACUUCUGGGCUUCUGCUCUACAUAAGAAGAUUCUACACUAGAGUCUGAUUGGAAAUUGCUUCCUGGAAUUGUGCUGAGUUGACCUGGUUCAUCUCCUCAACCUUAGAAAUCCUUUCUGUUUCACCUGGUGUUUCCCUCUGAGCACCAGUGGAUGAUUGGAUGAGCGAUCGAGCCAUCCUUGUGCUUUUGGUCAUUCCUGCCCCUCCUCCUGGGAAGCCCUCCUCCCAUGGGCUUUCCUUCCCUUAGAGUUCUCAACACAGGCCUUGCAGGUAUGUUUCUGUAGAAGACAUGUCCACACAUCACUCCUAGAGGGAGAAGGAGAACAACAUUUUUCUUCAGCCCAAUUUGGUGGCAGGAGAGCCCUUUAAGAGAAUGCAUUCUCUUUCCAAGUCAGCUAUGUGCUUGUGGGUUUUGUCAGUAUAAAGUGUUAUCCCUAGCUGUCUAGUUAACUAUGAUCUUACCCCCUUUGUUAAAAACAAACAAAAAAAAAACAGCAAAAGGAGUAGAAUGUUGGAGUGGCCAGGAGAUAAGCUAACUCAGGCUAGAAGCAGUAGCUCCACUUCCAUUCUAGCAUUCCAUUGCCUGUCAGUAUGAAGGACACCACCCCAGUCCUAGGAUUCUAGCCAUGCUUCCCGUUCUUCCAGCAGAUGGCGCAGUCCUCACUUUCUAAUCUCCCAUAUGUCUCCACAGAAGACAAUGUCUCCCACCACUCCUCUGAUUUUAGCACCACAGUGGCUUGGGCUCAAGGAUCCACUGAUCGUCACUUUCCUUUCCAUCAGUCUCUAUUUCCUAAUUUUUUAUUUUAUUUUAUUUUUGUGAGGAGGGCAAUACUGGGAUUGGAACUCAGCACCUUGUUUGUGCUUGCUAGGCAAGCACUCCACUACUUGGAGACCCCUAGCCCUCUUUGCUGAUGAUCUUUUAGAUCAGAAGCCUUUAUGCUCAUUUCUCUCCACACUGUGAGCUGAGUUCCACUGCACCCAGGUGCUCACUGAAAUGGCAGGAAAUGGGCAGUUGGCGUGGUUUUCUAGGGUGCACUGUGAAGUGGCCUUUGCUGGGUCCUCCUUCCAUCCCUUCUCUCUAGAGCAGUAUGCUGUUCCAACUAUUGGGCUAAGUCCAAGGCCUACCAAGGCUUUUCCUAGAGUUGUCAUCUCCAUGAUGGGUGCUUACCAGCUGGGCCUACCACUAUCAGUGCAGGGCCUAUGACACCCUGACUCCCCCCAGAGCAGCAGCAUUUAGUCACCUGUAAGAGCAGUGGUUUCCUUGCGCUCCCCCUUGCUGCCUUAGUGGUUCUGGAGCCACACUACUGCCUGGUACCGUUGUGCCCAGAGCACCCGGGACAUGUUGUGUGUAUCACAGGAAUGGGUUGUUCUGUUCUGGUUUGAUGAUAAUUGUCUUUCCUGCCAUGGUUGGGGUGUUAACCGAGCUCCCUGCUUGCCUCACCUGUCUGUCUGUCUGUCCUAUGGAAGGCCUGGGGAUUUGUUGGUACAGCCAUCGGUUAGCAGGGUUGCUGGAGCAACCCUGGAAAUGCUGGAGCAUUUCUUCUUGUCUCAUCCAAGUUCGUGGGAUAAUUUGUUCUGGCCUGAUUAUGGUAGAUUAAGCUUGUUCUUAAUUUUUAUUCCCUCCUGUGUUACCAUCCUGCCAGCUCAUGUGUGUGUGUCUGUGUGUGUCUGUGUGUGUGUGUGUGUGUGUGUGUGUCUGUGUGUGUUUCUAAAUGGUGCUUCUCCACCUUUGGACCCCCUUAAUUCCUGAUGGGGAAGUGUGGAGCACACCACUUCUUCCCUCUCUGCCCCUGCUCCUCCACUGCCCAGCAUGUCAGCCUCCCGCCCCCCUUCCCUGCGCACACUCAGUGUGGGGCCCAUUUCCCAUUGGCUGUUUCUCCGUCCUAGGACACUUUAAUUUGGAUCUUUUGGGUUUGGGGAAGGGAAUGUGAAGGUCGUCAGUGCCAGUAUGCACAGCAGAUCCUGGUGACAAAGGGCGACACUGCCUUUCAUUUUACCAAUUUUGUAGACUUAAAGUAAUAACUAGUAAUCAUGUUCUCAUUUGGGUUCUGAAUCGGAGGCUAGUUUGCUUUUUUCAAUAGGAUACAUCUUUUGUCAUGCAUAGAUAUUCCCAUUUUUUGUUUAUUUUUAUAUAUAUAAAUUCUUUAAUGUCCUGGGAUUUUGUUACUUUUUUUAUUCUUCCAUUUUGUUUCAAGCAUCAUUUUCUGACUUACAUGACAGUGGGGAGGGGGAGUCUGAGAGAAUGAGGGACCGAGCGUUAAAGGUUUCAGUGAAAGCCGUCAUUUUAUCUUCUGAUUGAAUCUUCCGGCGCAGAAGUCUUGCAUGAAAGAACCAAAGGUGUAGUGUUGCGCUGGCCCAUGGCCAGGGUGCUGAGCCUCGGCGGUUGCAUUGAAUGUACAUUGACUUCUGGAGGAAGUCCUCGGGUCCCCACCAGCAACUGUUUGGUACUAUGGCAACUUUUUGUGUAUAUUUUUCGUAAAAGUGAUAUUAUAUCUGUUUGUAUGAGAAACCAGUAACCAGUAAGAUGACCGCAUAUUCCUGACUAGACAUAGUAAGGAAAGUGCACACUUUGUUUUUACUUUUCAGUUUCGUUCUAAAAGUAGUUAAGAUAAAAUUUAUAUGAAAACAUUUUUAUCACAAAAUAAAAAAGAUUACAAGUCA
This is a messenger RNA of Perognathus longimembris pacificus (Pacific pocket mouse), 10294 nucleotides long. It is a transcript of the gene Notch2, whose product is annotated as notch receptor 2. The record is from RefSeq and is a predicted model, not a curated record. The transcript is spliced from 32 exons. Gene Ontology annotation, molecular function: signaling receptor activity; calcium ion binding; protein binding. Gene Ontology annotation, cellular component: signaling receptor complex; membrane. The coding region runs from base 256 to 7323 and encodes 2355 amino acids. Lineage: Eukaryota; Metazoa; Chordata; Mammalia; Rodentia; Heteromyidae. Gene Ontology annotation, biological process: regulation of developmental process; Notch signaling pathway; cellular response to tumor cell.